Colletotrichum phormii is the source of this 825-nucleotide messenger RNA. RefSeq lists its product as uncharacterized. The record is from RefSeq and is a predicted model, not a curated record. The transcript has a single exon. The coding region runs from base 197 to 682 and encodes 161 amino acids. Lineage: Eukaryota; Fungi; Ascomycota; Sordariomycetes; Glomerellales; Glomerellaceae.
CCAAUUAAUUUGUGCUGCAGGUACCGUACCGAAGUUCAACCUUUCAAUCUUCGCCUGGCUCAGUGGUGGGAAUUCGACUCCCUCUCACCCUCUGAAGGACGUCGUUUCCCGCCGCUCCAACAUUUCGGUGUUCUCGGGCAACUCCCCAAGAGCCUCGCACCCAGCGCCUCGGCAGGGAGAAGGAGGACCAUUGGGCAUGGGGACCCACCUCAUCGGUAUCGGUCGGUCGGUCCUCUUCGGUCGGUCCUCUUCGGUCGGUUUCCUCGGCGACCCUAGCAACGCGCACUUGCAUCAUCGCUCGAUGGAGGAAGGCGGAGGAGGAACGGAGAGGCGGCAAGAGGCACUACGCUCUUUUCGCUUCAGCCUUGCAGAAGACGAAAGAAUCAAAAUCUCGACAGACACUCUGCUCUCGGACGGGGUCCCUUUACCGAGGCGAUGGGCUUUGACAAGAGACGGAAGACCAGCUGACAGCGGCGGGAUGGUGGGAACAGACCUCAGCUUCUGUCAAGUCAAGGCAAGGUCAUCGAGAUACCUGGGACCUGUACCUGGCCUGGCGUUAUCUCCCAUCCUCCAGGCUGCCCUCGUCGAAAGGAUGCUUAGCCCUGAGCUGACAUUUCCAUCCACCACGAUGGCCCAUCACCAGAAAAGACCCGUAGGGCUGGGCUUGGGAAUUGAAAGCUGACGUGGGCACCUUCCAAGGGCUCGAACUGGGGUGACACGACACCACAACUUCCAAAGAUCCCAAAAUCCCAAUAGCUUCGAACCAACGGGAACCUCACACAAGCGUAGCCGCCCGCGCCCGCCCGCCAUCCCGCAUAUCCUUGG